GCUGUCCAUAACCGAAAAAGCUAGUGUUGGGUUCUAGAAACCGCUAUAACCUUCUUUGAGUUCAUAAUCGAAUAAUUAAGUAUACAGACAUUGUGAGGUGUCCUAAACAAAUUGAUAAAUUGUUCUUCUGCGCACUUGCAUUUCUCUCCUCUGUGUGUGUGUGUGUGUCUGAGAAUCAGGAGGAGGAGGAUAAAGAUGGCAGCAUACAGGUGGAAGAGUUUCAACGAUGAGGAAGAAGAUCGUCCGGAGAAACCUCGUCGCUAUGGCGUUACUGAAAUGAGGGGACCUCAUUAUUCCCUUUUUUCUCGAGGCCUCCUUGAGGAUGUUUUCGAGUCUAUGGGUCAGUUUGUUGACGGGCUGAAGUUCUGUGGUGGAUCUCAUACUCUGAUGCCAAAGACUUACAUCAAAGAAGUGACUGACAUGGCACAUAAACACAAUGUUUAUGUUAGCUCUGGUGAUUGGGCAGACCAAAUGCUUCGCCAAGGUCCUUCUGCUAUUAAAGAAUACAUUGAGGAAUGUAAGCGAUUGGGGUUCGAUACAAUUGAGCUUGAUGUUGCAUCACUUGGUCUACCUGAGGAGACCCUCUUGAGAUAUGUGCGGUUGAUCAAGAGCGGUGGGCUCAGAGCGAAGCCUCAGUUCUCUGUUAAGUUUAACAAGUCUGAUAUAGCCUUCACGGGUGACAGAGCUUUUGGGGCUUACGUGAUUCCUGCACCUCAAACCUCUGAGAUGGUUGAAGAUGUGGACCUUUUGGUCAGAAGGGCAGAGAGAUGCUUAGAAGCUGGGGCAGACAUGAUAAUGAUCAACGCUGAUGAUUUAUGUAGGCAGGCUGAUUCGCUACGGUCAGACAUGGUUGCAAAGAUUGUGGGUCGUCUUGGACUUGAGAAAACUAUGUUUGAGGCAUCAAGUCCUAAAAUCUCUGAGUGGUUUAUCAAACGUUAUGGUCCAAAGGUUAAUCUUUUCGUGGAUUACUCACAAGUGAUGGAUCUGGAAUGCCUCAGAGGACGCAACCUAGGUGGCAGGUCAUAUUUUCUGCUCUGAUCUUGUCGCAUCCAUAGAGAAAAACGCGCAUAUUGUGGCACCCAUUAACGUAAUGCUUUGGUGGUCAUCUGUUGAGGUCAUGUAUAAAUGAAAAAAGAAUGUAUUUCAUGUAUGUACUGUAAUGAUUUUGGAGACUUCUCUCUUUGGAUGAAGUUCAGCUGCUUGUAAAGAUACUCUUUUAUGUUCUAAUGCCUAAUGGACUGAAAGUUGACAAAUCUUGAAA
This is a messenger RNA of Nicotiana attenuata, 1261 nucleotides long. RefSeq names its product protein HEAT-STRESS-ASSOCIATED 32. The transcript has 5 exons. The coding region runs from base 196 to 1038 and encodes 280 amino acids. Lineage: Eukaryota; Viridiplantae; Streptophyta; Magnoliopsida; Solanales; Solanaceae. The record is from RefSeq and is a predicted model, not a curated record.